Molecule: messenger RNA, 2301 nt
Organism: Cucumis melo (muskmelon)
Lineage: Eukaryota; Viridiplantae; Streptophyta; Magnoliopsida; Cucurbitales; Cucurbitaceae
Product: pentatricopeptide repeat-containing protein At3g26782, mitochondrial-like
Exons: 1
Coding region: 1-2301 (766 amino acids)
Biological process (GO): RNA modification
Molecular function (GO): zinc ion binding; RNA binding; protein binding
Source: RefSeq, a predicted model, not a curated record
AUGAACCAACUAAUUCUGUCCUCCCCUUCUUCCUCUGGCUGCUCCGGCUAUUCCCAUUUGAAUCUCCAACAAACCCACCAACUCCAUGCCCAUUUCAUCAAAACCCAAUUCCAUAAUCCUCACCCUUUCUUCUCCCAAUCCCACUUCACCCCUGAAGCCAAUUACAAUCUCCUCAUUUCAUCUUACACCAACAACCACCUCCCUCAAGCUUCUUUAAACUGCUACCUCCAUAUGCGUACCAAUGAUGCUGCUGCUGCACUUGACAACUUCAUUCUCCCUUCGCUUCUCAAAGCUUGUGCCCAAGCUUCCUCUGCGGAUUUAGGCAGGGAACUCCACGGUUUUGCCCAAAAGAACGGUUUUGCUUCAGACGUUUUUGUGUGCAACGCUCUGAUGAACAUGUAUGAGAAAUGUGGGUGCUUGGUUUCUGCUAGCUUGGUGUUUGAUAAAAUGCCCGAAAGAGAUGUUGUCUCUUGGAGUACUAUGCUUGGGUGCUAUGUACGGAGCAAAGCUUUUGGUGAAGCGCUUCGACUCGUACGGGAGAUGCAGUUCGUGGGAGUGAAGCUCAGUGGUGUUGCUUUGAUUAGCUUGAUUGGUGUAUUUGGAAAUCUCUUGGAUAUGAAAUCGGGGAGGGCUGUUCAUGGUUACAUCAUGAGAAAUGUUGGUGAUGAGAAGAUGGAAGUUUCAUUGACGACUGCAUUGAUCGAUAUGUAUUGCAAAUGUGAAUGUUUAGCAUCAGCACAGAGGCUUUUUGACAGGUUAUCUAAAAGAAGUGUUGUCUCUUGGACGGUGAUGAUAAAAGGUUGUAUUCGCAGUUGCAGAUUAGUUGAAGGGGCAAAGAACUUUAAUAGAAUGCUUGAAGAAAAAUUAUUCCCCAAUGAGAUUACACUGCUAAGCUUGAUUACUGAAUGUGGUUUCGUGAAAACCUUGGAUUUGGGCAAAUGGUUUCAUGCGUAUCUGUUAAGAAAUGGGUUUGGUAUGUCUUUGGCUUUGGUCACUGCUCUCAUAGACAUGUAUGGAAAGUGUGGGCAAGUUGGAUAUGCAAGAGCUCUUUUCAAUGGUGUCGAGAAAAAGGAUGUUAAGAUUUGGAGUGCUUUGAUAUCGGCUUAUGCACAUGUGAGUUGCAUGGAUCAAGUUUUUAACCUCUUCCUCGAGAUGUUAGACAAUGAAGUGAAACCAAACAAGGUGACAAUGGUUAGCCUUCUUUCUUUAUGUGCUGAGGCUGGAACCCUUGACCUUGGCAAGUGGACUCAUGCAUACAUAAACCGUCAUGGGCUUGAAGUAGACGUCAUUCUGGAAACAGCUCUCAUCAACAUGUAUGUAAAAUGUGGAGAUGUGACAAUUGCUCGUAGCCUGUUUGAUGAAGCUACACAACGGGAUAUUCACAUGUGGAACGCAAUGAUGGCUGGAUUCUCGAUGCAUGGUUGUGGAAAAGAAGCUUUGGAACUCUUUUCAGAGAUGGAGAGCCAUGGUGUUGAACCUAAUGAUAUCACAUUCAUUUCUAUUUUCCACGCUUGUAGUCAUUCUGGAUUGGUAGUAGAAGGGAAAAAGCAUUUCAACAGAAUGGUUCACAACUUUGGAAUUGUUCCGAAGAUGGAACACUAUGGAUGCUUGGUGGAUCUUCUCGGUCGAGCUGGACAUCUUGAGGAAGCUCACAACAUCAUUGAAAAUAUGCCGAUGAGGCCUAACACAAUUAUAUGGGGUGCUCUGCUUGCUGCAUGUAAGCUGCAUAAGAAUCUGGCCUUGGGGGAGGUGGCUGCAAGAAAGAUUCUUGAAUUGGAUCCACAAAACUGUGGGUAUAGUGUUCUUAAGUCAAACAUCUAUGCAUCAGCAAAGCGAUGGAAUGAUGUAACAAGCGUUCGAGAAACAAUGAGCCAUUUAGGAAUGAAGAAAGAACCAGGACUCAGCUGGAUUGAAGUGAAUGGUUCAGUUCACCACUUCAAAUCUGGAGACAAGACAUGCACACAAACAACAAAAGUAUAUGAAAUGGUGGCCGAAAUGUGCAUCAAAUUGAGAGAGGCGGGAUACACACCAAACACAGCGGAAGUUUUGUUAAACAUAGAUGAGGAAGAGAAGGAAUCUGCACUCAGUUACCAUAGUGAGAAACUGGCUAUGGCGUUUGGUCUCAUAAGCACAGCUCCUGGAACACCGAUCCGAAUCAUUAAGAAUUUGAGGAUUUGUGAUGAUUGUCAUGCUGCAAUGAAGCUAUUAUCAAAAAUCUAUGCACGAACAAUAAUAGUAAGAGACAGAAACCGAUUUCACCACUUCAGUGAAGGAUAUUGUUCUUGUCUGGGUUAUUGGUAA